AUGGCACUCGACAUUGCGGGCAGGAGAAAGCGAAAGCUGGAGGAUUGCAAUGUAUCCAAAUUGACGGAUAUCCUGAGCGGUUCGACAUCCCCGAGGAAGCGAAUGAAGGCUGAAAAGGAAGCAGCAGAGCAAAAGAUGGAAUGCCAUGGAGGCGCUGGACUACUCAACUGCCCUGGCGAAAUUAUCGAUCAUAUCGCCCAAUUCCUACCGCGAAACAGCUUCCUCGCUCUUCGAGUCACCUGCACAGACCUACAACAGAAGACGAACUACCACUUCACGCGACGUCAUCUUAAAGAGAAGCACUUUGUGCUGAACUUCGACAAGUCACGUGCAGGCCUAAUCGCACUCGUCGAACUCGCCAGCAAUGCCUCCUUUGCGAAACGUGUCCAAAAGGUGGUCAUUGGCAUGUCCUUCAGCUGCGCUCCGUGCGCGGUCUACCGCAGCACUCCUGGUUCUUAUCGAUACAAUACUGGAAACUUGGACUGGCCGGCGUAUUUUGUUGACCCUCCACCGCAACAAUGGGGAAACGAGGGUGAUCUCGCCGUCGCUCUGAGUAUAUUGUUCGCGUCCUUGGCCGCACUGCCUGCUCUGGAAGUUGUCGAGCUGGUUGAUGCGCCUUACCACGCAGAGGGCACCCUCCUCCGUGCCAGAGACUCCAUUCCGCCCCGACAUGCGAAGCCAUUCGUCGACCUGUCGUGGUGCAACCGUUGCAAGAAGCCUUCGAUCUUUGGCCAAUGCAUCCACAAGACCAUUCUCUGCAGAGCCGUGGCACAUAUGACAGAAUUCAAAGUAGAUAUACUUGACGACACACAUGCGCUUGGACUCUCGAGUCUCGUGCAAGAUAUCACUGCCGCCUGGCCUGGCCACAACGGCAGGCGCCUUCAGCUACGCUCACUACGCAAGAUCUACUCUUGCGGUGAGAACGACUCGUUGUAUCGAUACGAUCGCUAUUACUGGAGCCUGUGGCAGGAUCUCAUCAAGUACUCGCCGCAGCUGAACGACCUCAGCCUAAAUGGAAGCACCAUCCCAGCUUCCAACACGUGUGUCGAAUGCUGGUCCCUAGCCCACAUCCCGUCCGGCAUGUUGACUUCGUUGUCCCUUCAUGGCCUCAACAUCUGCCCAGACAGGUUAUCCGCCUUAUUCGAAGCAAAAGCCGCCUCGCUACACUACGUCAGCUUAGAUGGCGUUAUGCUCACUCGAACAGCUCUUACAUAUAGAUCAGUUGACAUGACUUUCGUCCUCAAAGUACUGGCGCGAUACGGGAAGAAAUUGGAGUACAUUUUCGUUCGCGCGAUCUUCAACAGGAAGAACGUACCUUACGUCUUCGGCAACGAGGAGUCAGCUAAUAAGCUACGAGCCUAUCUCUUUCAUGAAAACGAAUAUACCAGGGAUGGCAAUAUCUCUGUUUGGCGCUUUAAUAGGCCUGACAUGCCUGGUACGGAUAUCUUGCGAGACACAAAUGGCUGGCAGUUCGAGGGGGAAGAGGUGCAGGCGGGGCUCGUUUUCCUGCAUGAGAAUGGUCGACUGGCCCCUAGGAAUUGGUUUUAG
Molecule: messenger RNA, 1548 nt
Organism: Mytilinidion resinicola
Lineage: Eukaryota; Fungi; Ascomycota; Dothideomycetes; Mytilinidiales; Mytilinidiaceae
Exons: 1
Coding region: 1-1548 (515 amino acids)
Source: RefSeq, a predicted model, not a curated record